CGUGUCUGCGCACACGUCUCCAUGACAACAAGAACACACGAGUUUUAACUUUCGACAGCGUAGUGAAGAAGGAACUAAAAGUUUAAUGCCUCCCAAAAAGAAUGGAAAAAAGAGCGACGAUAAAUCACUUAAAAAGGAAAACGCGACAUCUGAUAAGAAGAACGCCGAAGAGUUACAAGAGAGUGAUAAAACGUUUUUUCGAGCUCAAAUACGAGAUUUGGAGGAGAGACUGGAAAGAUAUCAGCAUAAAUGUGACGAACUGGAGAUCCAAGCCAAAGACUUGCAGCUGAAGAUUGAUACUGUAGAGAAAGAGAAGAAAGACAUUGUUCUCUAUCUCAAACGCAGAGUGGCUAAAAAAGAGGAUGAAGCGAAUGAUCUGAUAGAAACAUUAUCAAAACACCAGCAGGAUCAAGAUGCUGAGCGGGACUCCUUUGAGUUAAAGCUGAGCCUGCUUAGACUCGAACUUCAGGAAAAUAAAGACAAAUUCACAUAUGAGAAUAUGGCCCUCGCUGGUAAACUGGCGUCUUUGGAAGAGUUUUCUCUGCAGAAAGAAACACUCAUUGCUGAACGCAGGGCUUUGGAAGAGCAGCUUCAAAAGCAAAAAGAGGAACACCAGACAGAAAUCUAUAAUCUGGAGAAAAAAGCUGUGCUAGAUAAUGACAGGCUAAAGAAAGAAAUGCUGGAACACGUCGCUGCUGUGGCAGCAGAAUUCCGACGGGAGUCAGAUGAGAAGAUGCCGGAGACCACGAAGAGGGCAUUGCAGGAGAAUCUGUCUUUGACUGCCCAACUCAUGCAUCUCUCCGACAAGACCAAAGAACUGCUGAAGGAGAGUGAUGCUCUGAAGGCCCGAGAAAAGCAACUCAAGAUAGAAAAUGAAACCAUGGAACCGCUACUUCACGAGAUAACCAGGAAGAAUGUCGCAAAUCAGAAGGUGGUUCAACAGUUAACAGAAAAGUGCAAGCAAAUGCAGACUGAACUGGAGAAAUACAGCAAACUUCAAACAGAGCACCAAGAGCUUCUGGAAGAUCAUUCAACAGUCAGCACAGAGCUCCAUGUUCUCAGACAGAAUCAUGCAACACUUACAGAAGAGCUUCAUCAAACCAAAGCUGACGUGAAGAUACAGAUAAAAGAUCUGGAGGAGGAGACUAGACUGUGUGGACAGCUGAAGAUGCUUCUUCGGGAAGCAGCCGAAGCUUUAAAAGAGGCCCUGAGGGAGGUCCCUGAAAACGAGGACUCAGAGGUUCAGGUUAUCAUGCAACGGAAUCAGAUGGUGGAGAAGCUCUUGGCUGUGCUGGACACUGCCGCAGCUGUUGGAGAAGGUCCGUCUCUUGUUGAUUUUAUGCCGUGCGGCGACCAACCUACAAAAUCUCAAAACAUUAAAAGAGCAGGUGAGCUCCACCUGCAGAAAUCCGCCAAUCAUCUUUCUCACUUCAAAACUGGAGACCUGGGAUUGGUCCCUCGGAAAACACACAGCACCUCAUCCAAGACAAGACAUCUUUCCAAGUGCGUCUACAACAAUCAGCACAAAUAAGUGUACAUCCAUAGGACAUAAAGAAAAUGU
Molecule: messenger RNA, 1561 nt
Organism: Triplophysa dalaica
Lineage: Eukaryota; Metazoa; Chordata; Actinopteri; Cypriniformes; Nemacheilidae
Gene: cfap157
Product: cilia and flagella associated protein 157
Exons: 8
Coding region: 86-1531 (481 amino acids)
Biological process (GO): sperm axoneme assembly
Cellular component (GO): ciliary basal body; cilium
Molecular function (GO): microtubule binding
Source: RefSeq, a predicted model, not a curated record